Messenger RNA from Glycine soja, 658 nucleotides. RefSeq lists its product as uncharacterized. The record is from RefSeq and is a predicted model, not a curated record. Bases 36 to 398 code for a protein of 120 amino acids. Lineage: Eukaryota; Viridiplantae; Streptophyta; Magnoliopsida; Fabales; Fabaceae. The transcript has a single exon.
CAUAUCCCACUUUCAGAGAUUUCUAGCUCUCUGCUAUGGCUCGGCCACUUGUAAUGAUCCACCCUCUACCAAACAAUUAUUCACAUAUUGGCUUCACUCUUGUGAGCCUUAUGGUGUGUGCCAUUGCAUUGCUCACGUGUGCUUCUCAUUCGCAAAAAUGGCAUCAGUGGAUCUCUUGCUAUGCCUUUGCAGAAGAACCUGUCAUAGAAUUCAACAAUGAAGCUGUCAUGAGCACUUGUGAUGAUGAGCAAGAAGAAGAUGGUUCACUUUGGCAGAAGAACAUUCUAAUGGGUGGGAAGUGUCAGCUCCCUGAUUUCUCUGGUGUCAUAAUAUAUGAUUCUGAUGGCAAUAUAGUGAAUCCUGCUAAAACUUCUCCCCCAUUACUAACCUGGAAAUAAGGAUUUUGGUUUCACUAUAUUUCUUCAUGGUCUCUCAGUUUCAGCAGUGAUAAUUGUUGUUGCGUAAAACUCCAAGUUAAACCAACACCAUACGUUGGCAAUAUGUCAAGAGUGUCUCUUACUCUCUUUUUGUAUCCACAUAUGAAGGUCUUUUGUAAUCUUUAAUGUAUGUCCUUAGAUACUCUGUAAAGUAAAACAUGAAUCUUUAGUUUGAAAUUAAGUACCUUCAUCAUUAAUUUUUGAGAAGUGCUAGUAACACA